Messenger RNA from Sphaeramia orbicularis (orbiculate cardinalfish), 822 nucleotides. RefSeq names its product coiled-coil domain containing 152 (gene ccdc152). The coding region runs from base 1 to 822 and encodes 273 amino acids. The transcript is spliced from 8 exons. The record is from RefSeq and is a predicted model, not a curated record. Lineage: Eukaryota; Metazoa; Chordata; Actinopteri; Kurtiformes; Apogonidae.
AUGAAGCUAAACUGUGUGAAUCUUGAGGCUUUUUUAGAGCAGUUUAAUCUACUUGAACAGAAGAUGACAGACACUCACAGCAGAAAUAACAUGUUGGAGAUAAUGCUGGAUGAUGCCAAUAGAGAUUUGAAAUUCUACGAGACCAGGGAGAAAUGUCUGAUGGAGGAGCGAGAUGGCCUCGUUGUCACAGUGAACAUCCUGCAGCAGACUCUGCAGGAGCAGUGCAACCUCAGAGUUGAGAAUGAGAGACUGAAGAAGGAUUUGUUGGACCAGAAACAGAAGGAUGAGAGAAGAGCAGAGGACGCAGAGGCCGAGGUUCAGCGGCUAUUGAAUGAGGUCAGAGCAGGAGCAGAGCGACACCAGAGGGAGCUGGAGUCUGUAGAACAGCAGUGGAGGAGACGGGUGGAGGACGCCCACAACCAGGCUGGAAGUCACAUGGAAGCUAAAGAAACCAAAGUGAAGAAGCUGUUGGAGGAAAAGGAAGCAGAUCUAGAGGAGAUGAGGAAGAGGCUGAAGGAGCAGGAGAGGGAGAGGCAGAGUGAACUUCUGAAGUUACAGAUGGAGUUUGGUGCAAAGUUGGCCCGUGUUCAGAGUUCAGCUCAGUGGAAUCUGCAGCAACAACAACAACAACAACAACACGGCGCUAACGUUCUACCACAGAGCGUCUUUAAGAGGAAGCUCCAGUUCUUCCAGGAGGAGAAGAACAAGGAGAUUGUGGCUCUGCGUCAGCGAAUCAAAGAGCUGGAAGAGAGUCAGCGUGGAGCGGGUGGAGCUAGUGGAGGCGGCGGCAGCGGCGGUGUCCCGAAGAAGAGGAAGAUGUAG